Molecule: messenger RNA, 2480 nt
Organism: Cantharellus anzutake
Lineage: Eukaryota; Fungi; Basidiomycota; Agaricomycetes; Cantharellales; Hydnaceae
Product: P-loop containing nucleoside triphosphate hydrolase protein
Exons: 6
Coding region: 132-2339 (735 amino acids)
Biological process (GO): rRNA processing
Cellular component (GO): nucleus
Molecular function (GO): nucleic acid binding; ATP binding
Source: RefSeq, a predicted model, not a curated record
CUCGGACCUCCCGAUAUCUCGACUCACUGAACAAGGUGAGAAAAUGAGCAUUUGCCCCUAGCGUCUAUUGAUUUCUGUGUCUGAGGCGCUUUUUCCUUUGGACAGGGCUGGAAAGGGGAGGCUUCAAAAAGAUGACCGAUAUCCAAGCUCAAAGCAUCCCCAUGGCACUGAAACGCCGCGACGUCCUUGGUGCCGCUCGUACAGGGAGCGGGAAGACUCUUGCGUUUCUCAUUCCGAUGCUUGAAGCCCUAUAUCGCGCCAAAUGGGGCCCUCAGGAUAAUCUCGGAGCUCUUAUCAUGUCCCCCACCCGCGAGCUCGCAAUACAGAUCUUUGAUGUUCUGAAGUCCAUUGGGCGUUUUCACCCUUACUCUGCUGGCCUAGUCAUUGGCGGGAAGAACGUGAGUGAGGAAGCCGUGCGGUUAUCCCGGAUGAAUAUUCUGGUUGCGACGCCCGGCAGACUGUUGCAGCACAUGGAUGAAACCGCGGGAUUCGAAACGAGCAAUCUUCAAAUUCUCAUCCUGGAUGAAGCCGACCGGAUACUUGAUUUGGGCUUUUCCAAAGCUCUGAACGCUAUUAUUUCCCAUCUCCCUAAAUCACGACAGACACUCCUCUUCUCCGCCACUCAAACCGAUUCCGUAAAGGACCUUGCCCGAUUGAGUCUACGAGAUCCCGUCACCAUCACUGUGAGGGAAGAACAGGCCCUCAAUAUUUAUACUCCUAAAAACUUGGCGCAACACUACCUCGUUUGCCCACUGGACAAAAAACUUGAUAUUCUUUUCUCCUUCAUUAGGACUCACCUCCAAGUGAAGGCAUUAGUUUUCUUCUCUGCUUGUAAACAGGUCAGGUACAUAUACGAGACGUUUUGCAAGCUACGUCCAGGGACAUCAUUAUUGAGUCUCCACGGGAAUCAGAAGCAAACCAAACGGUGGGAUGAGUAUCAGCGAUUUGUCUCUGUGAAACACGCCUAUCUUUUCGCUACGGACGUCGCAGCGCGAGGUCUCGACUUCCCUGCAGUGGACUGGGUCAUACAGGUCGAUUGCCCUGAGGAUGCUGAAACAUACAUACAUCGUGUUGGCCGCACGGCGCGGUACAAAAAUAAGGGCCAAGGUCUCUUAUUUUUGUUACCUAGCGAAGAGGAAGGCAUGUUGAAGGCUUUGAAGAAAAAGGAUAUUACACCAGAAAAGAUUAUACCAAGGGAAAGCAAAACAAUGAGUAUCAAAGACAAACUGCAAAUAUUUGCGUUUGAAAGCCACGAACUCAAGUAUUUGGGGCAAAAGGCAUUUAUUAACUACGUGAAAUCAAUAUAUCUCCAUAAAAAUAAGGAGAUCUUUAAGGUUUCCGAGCUCCCUCUGAAAGAGUUUGCAGUCUCUUUGGGUCUUCCUGGUGCUCCCAAGGUCAAAUUCAUCAAGGCUUCGACUUCCAGCUCAAAGCCAAAACCCGCAGCCUCUACCAAACACGUUAAAUUUGACCAUCACUCUGCCAGUGAUGGCAACAACUCCGACGAGGAUAGCAGCUUAUCUUCGGACCCACCAGAAGACGAGGAUAAGGCAGUCGCAGAGCCGAGGGACGAUAAUGCUGAAGAUGCAACACCAGAAAACGGCAACUCUGCCGCUAAGCCUACCGUCCGUACCAGAUACGAUCGAAUGUUCCAGCGGAAAAACACAGACGUUCUAUCGGAGCAUUAUAAUAAGCUGAUCGAACACGAAGACGACGAAGAGGACGACCUCCUUGGCGGAGGCCAUGCCCCGGAAGACUUCAUCACACUGAAACGUGUUGAUCAUGAAUUGCCAAAGGACCUUGAAAUGGACAGGGUGAUCCUCGAAACGGAGAAUAUGUCGAAACGAAAGCAGAGACGGCUGGAUUCGAAGAAGGCUUUGGCAAAGCUGGCUCCUAAAUUUGCCAAGAAGAUGAUUUUCGAUGAGGAGGGUGUGGGCCAUAACGUCCACACUUACGAGGACGACGAAAACUUCCGGAAGAGUGAUGUUAAAGCGGCUGUUCAAAAGUACGCGGAUGUGAAAAGGAAACAAGUUCAAGAAGCAGAUGCUGGUGACAAGCAGAUUGCCAAAGAAAAGAAACGGGAAAAGAAGCGGAAACGAAAAGAUAAGGAACGGGCGGAACAAGACGACAUACAGGUUGUUCUGGGAACAGAACGGAAUGAAGACGAUGGAUAUGUAUCGCCUGAAUUCGAUCUUCCCAGUGCCUCCGAAGAUGAAGGCCCACCUUCUAAGCGUCCUAAAAACACUGAGGCUUCAAUACCUGAAGACUCGUCGAAACGGGACGCAUCCUGGUUUGACGCAGACGAGCAACUUGCUCUCCAACUGCUUGAGGGAGGGAGUUGACGCUCGUUGCAAUGCAUUGUAUGACUUAUUUUUGUGUAUGUUUCAAAAAUUGCAUCCCACCAUUACAGCUACAAAUUGUCUUCCGUGGGGGGAAUUCUUGAUACAUUGUAUGUAGUAUCAAGUGAAUUUAUUCUUCGGAGG